Triticum turgidum subsp. durum (durum wheat) is the source of this 1323-nucleotide messenger RNA. Lineage: Eukaryota; Viridiplantae; Streptophyta; Magnoliopsida; Poales; Poaceae. The record is from the annotation of a GenBank genome assembly.
AUGGCCGCCCCCAACAACGACCCGCCCGCCGCCAGCGCCAGCGCCAGCGCCUCCACCAGAGACGCCGCCCUCGCCGCGCCGGAGGACACCUCGAUCGAGGCGCUGGCGCGGCGCGUGCAGGAGCACAUGACCCUCGCCAACAACCCCACCGCCCGCCGCCACAAGUUCUGGGAGACGCAGCCCGUCGGCCAGUUUGGCGACGUCGCCGACGUCUCCCUCCCCGACGGUGCCAUCGAGCCGCCCUCCCCGCUCUCCGAGGUCCGCGCCGACCCCUACCCUCUCCCCGCCGCCUUCGAGUGGUUCACCUGCGACCUCGACGACGACGCCCUCCUCGCCGACCUCUACGCCCUCCUCGCCCACAACUACGUCGAGGACGACGAGAACAUGUUCCGCUUCAACUACUCCCCGGCCUUCCUCCGCUGGGCGCUCCGCCCCCCCUCCUUCUUCCGCGCCUGGCACAUUGGCGUCCGGGCCAAGGAGUCCAAGAAGCUCGUCGCUUUCAUAUCCGGCGUCCCCGCGCGCAUCCGUGCGCGCGACGACGUUGUCCGCAUGGCCGAGAUCAACUUCCUCUGCGUCCACAAGAAGCUCCGAUCCAAGCGCCUCGCGCCGGUGCUCAUCCGUGAGGUCACCCGUCGCGUCCACUUGGAGAACAUCUGGCAGGCUGCCUACACUGCGGGCGUCGUCCUCCCGACCCCCAUCACCACCUGCCGCUACUGGCAUCGAUCCCUCAACCCGAAGAAGCUCAUCGACGUUGGCUUCUCCCGUCUUGGUCCUCGGAUGACCAUGAGCCGCACGGUCCGGCUCUACAAGCUGCCUGAUGCGCCGCUUACCCCUGGGUUCCGCCAGAUGGAGUUGAGGGAUGUUGCAGCAGUCACACGCUUGCUCAGGGCAUACCUUGCAAGGUACGUGGUGGCGCCAGAUUUUGAUGAGCUUGAUGUUGAGCACUGGUUGCUCCCCCAGGAGGAUGUGGUGGACAGCUACCUUGUGGAGAGCCCUGAGACGCACGAGGUCACAGAUUUCUGCAGCUUUUACACCCUGCCCUCGUCCGUGCUGAACAAUGCCAACUACUCGACACUCAAGGCCGCAUACUCAUAUUACAAUGUUGCUGUCAAGACCCCGUUGCAGCAGCUGAUGAAUGAUGCACUGAUUGUGGCCAAGCAGAGGAACUAUGAUGUAUUCAACGCGCUCGAUGUCAUGGAGAACGAGGGGUUCCUCAAGGAGCUCAAGUUUGGCCCUGGAGACGGGCAGCUGCACUAUUAUCUCUACAAUUAUCGCAUUCGCAAUGGAAUCAAGCCAUCUGAGCUUGGGCUUGUGCUUCUAUAG